UUUUCCUCUUUACCGCGCGCAUAGUGUUGUGCGUCGUGUGCGCGCGAGCGGGUGCUGGACAGUCGUCCGUCCGUCCGUCCGCCCGUCCGUGCGGCGCUUCGUUUCGGGCAGCCACCCCCCCCUUCCCCCCUUCUCGCUUUCUUCCCCGCGAACGCGGAAAAUAGAGCGUGGGGCUGGCUCUCCAGCGUGCGUUUUAAUCGACGGGGAUGCGAGAGCUCCCCCUCCCCUCCCCGCCACCGCCACCCCUCCUGCUUCCUCGCGGUCGCGAAGUGCAUCGCAGUCGAGCGACGCGCCGCGCGUCUCUGUGCCGCCGACUUCAGGGUAGUGAAACACGGCGGGAGGGGUAGGAGAAUGAGAGAGUGAACUCGAGCGAGGACGCGAGUGCGCGGCGGCCCGAUAUCCCUGCGCCGAGGACGACUCCGCGCCCGAGCCCCAGGAUCAUCCGUACCGCGCGCGGGGCACCUGCCGCGAGAUACGUUGCGUGAGUCAGCGGCGUUCGAUCUUCCUCCAAUCGAGCGAUCGCAAGUGGCGAGCAAUUAAAACGCGCAAUCACCAAGCGUCGCGCGGCAACACGCUCGUUGUGUGUCGCGUCGCUGGAAUGGACCUGCCGGGCGCGACGUCCGGAUCGCGUUGACAAGCAGCCAUCACCGAAGAGGCUACGGGACGACGUCCUCCCACCUCCUCCGCGAACGCGAGUGCAUCGUAUACACGCGACUGUCGUCGUCAUCGUCGUCCGCAAGAAAUGUUAAGCGCCGAUUGACUUGCGGUAUCACCUUCCUGAAGUUGCCCGCGGAUACUCGCAUCGUGCAUCGUCGUCCGGAUCGCUUCAUCGAGAUGCGACGCGACGCGCGGACCGCUCCGGUACAUUUCCCAGCCGUUGGGAAUCCCGAGUCGGAGUAGUCCGUGUCGUCCGGGAAGUCGACCCGGGCACCCGCGGCUCCUCGAACCGAAGAGGAGUCUCUGACUCCGCGAGUGAAGUCUUCGUGAGUUUGUUCAGUCGCGAUUGUAAUUGGAGCCUGGUUAGUGCGCGAGGGCCGAGGUCGUCGAGGUCCUCCCCCGGGUCGUCGUCAGUCCCUUCUCCCCGCGUUCGGAUGCAUUGGAUACGUGAGAAAGUGGUGCAGCUGCAGCAGCAGCAGCAGCAGCAGCAGCGGGGCGUCGAGAGAAGAGGUUAGGCGAGGCCGACACCCACCGAGCAGGUCGAUCAGCUGUUCCGCGGCGCCGACAUAAUCGUCGCGUUUCGGCUGCCAGGUAGUUUCAAUGUUACUCUAUCAAGAGGACAUUUCGGACAUCCUUGCCUUAAGUUCGUCUUAGCGCGAACGUGAGUGAAGGAAAAAGGGACGAUGUUGUCGUAUAUGCUGCCGACGGAGGACAAGCCACCACCCGGCGAGCCCAGCAGCCAACAACAGAACAAUUAUCGUGCAGGCGGCAAGCUCCAGAAGAGCACUGCUGUGACGAGCGCGUCGCCCAGAAAGUGCGCGGACGCGACCAGAGCGAUGAUUGUCUCCACUAGGAUCGAAGACCCGGCGGCCGGCGGCGAUCCCGUACCCCGGCACGGCUCACCACGGCCGGUCGAGAGCCCGAAGCACAACGGGACGACUACCGCGAGGAAAUCGACCCUGCACAACGCUAACAGGGUCACUAAGGACGACAGCCUCUACAGCAUCGACAGCGUGGCCAGUACCGCCGGCAGCGAGCGCAAGAACAAGAUUCUCAACGGCGCGAAGCAUGCCAGCCUGAAGAGGGUAUCCUUCGGCUCGAGCAAAGGGUCGAUGGUGGAAACCCUCGUUUACGAGACCCCAGUGCAAGAGGAACCUGAGAUCAAUCACUUUCUGGACCACAACGGCCGUCUACCUCCUCCUAUGAUACCUGUGCCUGAUACUGACGAAGGUAGAGAAAAAGUACGCGUCUCGUUGUUGGGUCCGCAACCGUCGCCGGCGACGCCAGGCGUUCUCUUGCUAGAGCCAAUCACGCACUCGACAGGACACCCGCUAAACAUGGCCAACAAUCCUGCGGAACUUUUGACCACGCACACGGAGCAUACCACGCCUGCCUACCACACGCAGAUCAGUACGGACAGCGGCUGGGACAACCCGUUCAGGCCAGAUGGCGAUCUCUCCCGAGAAGCCGACGAGAUCGUCGAGUUGAUAAAGGGCGGAAAGCCGAUCACGCCAACCCCGGGUCAGAAUGCGCCGCCGCUGCCGGGGUGCGACGGCAAAUCCGGUGACUCGAGUACCAGUCCGCUCCUCAAAUCCAAUUGUCAUUCGCCAAGGCCCGGUCAGGAGAAUGGCAGCGCGCAUGGUGGUACUCCUUCAAAGACCGGCAAUCAGCCUGUCAAUGAAAAGGUUGGCUCGUCCCGGACCGCGACAGUGGAAGUCGCGAGGAUGACGGCGCAAGGCCCGGGCGACGCGUCACAGGUCGAGCACGUCACUCUGAAGAAGAAGCCUAAGUGCAAAUGCUGUGUGCUGCAGUAAUGACCGCGAGACGGAGGCGGCGGGGACGCGCACGGGAGACGGGUCCUCCUCCAUUAUCAGGAGCGUGACUGUGGCUUCGAGGCUACUUGAAGAAGUCACGCAGCUGAGCGGCUCGAAACAUCGAGGGCGCAUCGAUGAAGAAGCUGCUCGAAGAGGAUGCCGAGCAAGCAGCAAGGAAAGCGUGCCGGUAUUCCGAACAUGCUCGGGGAACCUGAAGAACAAGUCCAGAUGACUUCUCGAAGAGAAAGAAAGAGAGAAAAGAGUUUUGUCUCUGAAAAAACGCGAAGCGAAGUAUUUGAAACGAAAACAAUACGAUUGCGGAUGUGAAAGAGUGCUAUCAGAGAUUGUUAGAAAUCUGAAAAUGAGAGCAAGUCGAACGGGUAUCAGAGAAGAGCUUCGUGUUUCUUAAUCGCGAAGAUAUUUAAAACAAGAGGUCGAUGGAAACGAGAAGGUCGAGAACUUGUUUUGAAGAAAAUGAGGCAGGAGGCUAUCAAUUCUUGUUUGAGGAGAUUGGAAUCUCUCUUGAAAUGUUCUAAAAUACGAAGUUAACUCUUAUCGUGGAAGAAUUGAACUCUCGUGACAGGCUACAUCCAGCUUUUGAGCAAAGAGGAGUCCAUGUGGAGGAUUUAGACGAGGAACGUCAGUGCGCGAACAUUGAACCGCUUUUCGAGAGACAGUGAUAUUUUAUGCUAUCGCGAGAGACCAGAGUUAGGAAAGAAAUGGAAAAGAGAAAGAGAAAGAAAAAGAAAUAUAUAUGUAUAAUAUACAUACAAAACUAUAUUGUAGAUACAGAAUGGUAGCUGUAUAGCUUAUAUGCUUUUACUAUCAUGGUUAAUUAUCGUCAGAAUUAUCGUGAUUUUAAGAAUGCAUCGUGCGCAUAGAGCGAAUAAAGAAAAGAGAGAAUGCAUGAGAGCGAAAGCGCGAGUGUGCAAGAGCGAGGAUGACAAUGAAUUAUAUGAUUAUAUAGGGGAGAAAAAGUGUGUGCGAUGAAAGGCAUGUAAAGUUCCGCGGAACGUCAUUCAUUCGUUAGAUCUCGGUGCGAGCAGAUACGUCGCCGUUUCUGAGGAAGCUAAUUCGGCAGCUUUGAUCAAUCUUUCUUUAACUAGGUAACGGUGCGUAAAACAUUGUUGUAUACAUUCAGAGGGAGUGCGUCACACGUACCGCAUAUUCUGUUGCACCUAUAAAUUUUCCGAUCAAUUUACAUCAUUGAUUUUAAUCGUUUUUUUAAACAGCGCUUUAUUUGUAAUUGCAUUACUAAAAAGACAUGUUUUAUUUUAAAAUAUUGAAAUGUUAUAUUUUUGUCUCUUGUUUUUUGAAUACUUAAAAAUGUUUUAGUUUUAAACAGUGUUUUGCGAUUAAAAAUGCUAAAACAUUUAAGACUGAAAUCUUUAACAGCUUGAAGCAUUUUAGUGUUUCAAAUAUAAACACCGUUUAAAACUGUGAAACACAUUUUUAACUUAUAUAAUUAAUAUAUAUUUAAAAACCCGGAACAAAAAUAAAACAUUUUAAUAUCUUAAUACACUUGUUUUUUUUAAUGUUCUAAUUUAGAAGUUAGUUGUCUGUAUAAUUGAGAGAAAGUACGCGGGUUUUGGCAUACUCUGUAUAAGCAGGCGUUUACUUCACUAAAUCGCAUCGAAGAGUUCCGUAGGUAAAGUUCCUCUCUUCUUCCUCUUCUAUCUAUUGUUUUAGACACAAUCUUAUCGUCUUAAGAAAUUGUUAUUCUUCAAUAAUAAAUAACGCAAUUAAAUAGAGAAGGGCCAAGCAAAAUUUUCGUACUUGACAAUAUUCUUAUGUGUGAUUUUAUAUACAUUUUCUAGUUCUCUAAACCAUUACUUUCGGCCUUUUAAAACACAGUUCUAAAUUAAAUCAGAAUAAUAAUAUCACAAUAUUAAAUCGAUAAUCAGUUUAAUAGUACUGAUACUAAUAAGCAUCCUUUAAAUACUGUAAUGAAUUUGUUAUUUUUCUAUCGUUCUUUUCCCUUCUGUUUUACUUCUCGAAGAUUUAUUUUAGAACUUUUACAUUAAGACCUUCAUAUUUAUGAAGAUUAAUAAUAAUAUGAUGAGGGUCGGACAUCCCUCUUCCGUAAUAAAAACAGACGUAACAAGGCAUAAGUGGACGACAGGAAAUGGUCUCAAAUGCUGAAAAGCAAUAUAGCUAAUAAUAUUUAUUAGCAGAGAAGGUACUGGCUACAUUGGCUGCGUUUCCGUAAACAUAACGUUCGAAUGAUCGACUGUUCAAAAAUGUAUUCGAUUGAUAAAUGAUAGAAAUAUUUAAGAUUGCUAACCGAUAAUUAACUAUUGUGUUUUAACAUGUAAUGAAUAUAAAUGAGGAUUUCUGUAAAACUAACAGUCAACGGAUACAACACUAACCGCAAUAGAUGUUGUAAGUGGAAUGUUCCUAAUUCAUCAACGUUGCGCUCAUCGCGCGUAAUUAUAGAUUUUAUUAGAAAAUUUUAUUACUAUCUUAUUUUAAAUCAAUUUUAUAACGAGCAAUGUUUCUUCUUGCGAUUUUCCGAUGCUCUGAUGCUAAUCUCACAAGCAGCGUCUAACACAAUACGGCAGCUGUUGGUAGUGUUCCAAAUUUUUUACCUGCGGAACUCCAAAGAAAGAGGAUUAUUUUCGCGCGAUUAUAAAUAGCGCUUGACACGUUAAACGCUCCUACAAAGUUCGAACUCUGAGAAUCUUCAUGCGUGUCUUUUAUAGAACGUCGUUUGGAUUAGUUAUUGGUUGCCCUCGAAUCGGCAAGUCCGCUUUGUGUUUUGUCCGCUACAAUGCAAAAUUAAUCCCGCGACAUCUUUUUUUAUAGCAAUCGAUGUAUACGUGAAACUUUUUAUUGUAACAAAUUAUGCGAAACGUAUUCGAUUUUAUUACAGUUUUUAGCGAAAAAGUAGAAGAGAAGGAAAAGGAAAGAAGAGUUAUUCUUCUUCUUCGCGGUCAAUCAUGGUGAAUAGAAUCGCACCUUUUUGAACAUGCCGAGGGUUCGAGCUCGAGAUCUCGUCAUGUUUGACCGGGUACCUAAGUGCAUUUUGUUAAUUAUUAUCAUGAGCGUUAUCAGAAUUUUCCAUAGGGGCACACAUAUGCAAGAUAUUGUUGGACGUCUUUUGAAAUAUGAAAUCUUAUCGGCAGAAUUAUAUGUAUAUAAAUUUUUUAUUAUUGAACUGAAAUGAAUUUUAUAAUUAUUAUUAUUAUUUUAUAUUAAUCUCUUGUCUUAUAAUAAUAUUGUAAAUUAUAUUUACAGCUUCUAAAAUCCCUUUUUUCCAUUGUAUUCUUUUUUGUUUUACUAUAUUAUAAGGUGUAUAUGUAAAAAUAUAUGUUUAUAAAACAAUUAUCACAUUGUUAAAUAUUUUAUAUUUUAUAAAAAAAUUAAUUAAAAGUCUCUUAUCGCGAUUGACAAAAGAAAAUUAAAUUUAUUGUCCUCAUGUGUCCUGAUCUUACGCAAACGGUAUUAUUCCUAACUAUGACUACAAAUUAAAUUGUAAGACAAAGGAUUAAAAUGUCAUAAUACAUUAAAAAAGUAUCUAAUGUUUAAAUAUUAACAUAUUUUAUUUUAUCUCCGUUUUUUUAUAUAUUUUAAGAUGUUUUAGUUUUGAACGGUGUUCAAAUUUAAGACACUGAAAUCUUUAGACAUGAAAUUCUCAAUAGCUUUUAACAGGUUUCAAUAUUUUAAAUCUAAACAUUGUUUAAAACUAAAACAUUUUUCUUUGAAAAAUUAAAAUAGAAACAAAAUAUUUUUAAUAUUUUGAAAUUAAACAUUUAGUAUAUCUGAAAAUAAUUUUAAUUAAAAAAAUUUAAUGAAAAACCUCUUUCCUUCUCACUUUUCUUCAGAAACUCGGACGAGGCGUGUCCCCUCUGUACUCUUCUCGCGGCGCUCAUGAUUUUUAUGUACCUGCGUUAAUGAGUUCCGCGCUUGAUCAGAGCGAGCUGGGACGUGAUAAAUCAAACUCACAAUUAUGAUUAGCUGCAAAUUAUAUAAUUUAAAUUUACAUUCUAGAACACUAUUGGUUCAACAAAUUAGUCACGUUAAUAUAUCGUUGAAAUUUAUACAAUUUGAUUGGGACACUUCCUUAAGUCCAGCUUGCUCUAAUCGACGUUGAAACGGAAGUAUGCGAGGCGCUGGGAUAAAGGAAUCGGUAUUCGGACGGUGUCGAAGAUAUUAUUUUCCUAAUGAACGAACCGCUCGAGAAAUUCCGGCGUCUUCCCGCUUCCGCGGUGGUGAUUUUUAAUGGACGAAAACAAUUUAUUGUGCGAACUAGUCGAAGGUAUCGGGAGGUGUCAACUCUUCGUGGCGGCGAUCCCAUAAAAUGUAUCUAUAUUAUAAUUGUUUUGAAGUCUUAGUUGCGUAUAUACAUAACAUACAAGGGAUAAUUACCACAGAGAGAGAGAGGCAUCGUUGCGUACGAAGCGUGAUUCAAAAUCUUUUUAAUUUUAAAAUGUAAAAUACGCCUGUCUGAAUGCGAUCCUAUUCAAAAGAGAAGUAUUUAAUUUUAAAAUUAAAAAAAAUUUUAUUUCUAUCUUAUUUCUCUGUUAUUUAAAUACUUAAAAAUUGUUCUAGUUUUAAACGUCAUUUAGAUGUAAAUUCAUUUCAAAUUGAAAUUUGUAACAGCUUUAAACAAUUAGUAUUUCAAAUCUAAACACCAUUUAAAAUGUAAAACAUUUUUAUAAGUAUUUAAAAACCGAAGAUGGAAACGAAACAUUUUACUAUUUUAAAAUUAAACACUUCUUUUUUUGAGUGAUAUCAAUAAUUUAUAUUGAUAAUUCGAUUUUUAAGUAUCGUUAGAAGUUAGCGAUGAGCGUAUGCGACGGAGUACGUCUUCACUUUUCUUAUUCUUUUAUUUGCUCUGAACAAAAUAUGCCCUUUUGCAGAACUUGCGUUAAUCCUCAAAAAAGGAUCCAUAAAGACUCCGAUGGAUCUGAAGAUAUUCAAUAUUUCGCGUGCCGCGAAGAGCCGCAGUCGAGCGCAGUUUGCACAAUGCGCAGUGCAAAUGAGAAGAAUCUGUAACGCGCAUACCUACACACAAGAACCUCUUAACGUCUGUUCCCACGCAAAAUGUUGACUCUGCUGAGCUUACAGAUAUUAAACGAAUAUUAAAUGUCUUGUUAAAAAAAAAAAGAAAA
Molecule: messenger RNA, 7585 nt
Organism: Monomorium pharaonis (pharaoh ant)
Lineage: Eukaryota; Metazoa; Arthropoda; Insecta; Hymenoptera; Formicidae
Exons: 7
Coding region: 1341-2471 (376 amino acids)
Source: RefSeq, a predicted model, not a curated record